Messenger RNA from Castor canadensis (American beaver), 1154 nucleotides. Lineage: Eukaryota; Metazoa; Chordata; Mammalia; Rodentia; Castoridae. The record is from RefSeq and is a predicted model, not a curated record.
GAGAAAGAGUUCAGAGGAGAAGGAGGGAGUUUUAGAGCCGCCCGGCGAGCCGGACUCGUGCUCGCUGCAGGAGAGCGUGGCCGGCUGGGCUCCUGGGCUCCUCCGCGCUCUCCGGAGUCCGCUUUCAGCACCCCGAGUGGAGAACAGUUCCCAGCAGCCCGCUGCGCUGCCAGGGGCUGCCCGCCGCCGCCGGGUACCUGAGCCUUCUAGGGGGGCUCAGGGACACCCCCAGAACCCAGUGUGCACGCGCCUUCUCCCCUCUUUGGUGCGCGAGAAAACACGGGGGAAAAGCAUCCGGCGGCCUCAGGGAGCCCUGAAGAAGCCCAAGCAGAAUGUACCAGGGUCACAUGCAGAAAAGUAAAGAACAAGGAUAUGGAAAACUAAGCAGUGAUGAAGACUUCGAAAUAAUUGUUGAUCAAAAGCAGGGAAAAGGCUCUAGGGCGGCAGAUAAGGCUGUUGCCAUGGUGAUGAAGGAGAUACCGAGGGAGGAGUCUGCUGAAGAAAAGCCCCUCCUUACUAUGACAUCACAGCUGGUGAAUGAGCAACAAGAAAGCAGACCCCUCCUGAGUCCCUCCAUUGAUGACUUUCUAUGUGAGACCAAAUCGGAGGCAGUUGCAAGGCCAGUAACGUCCAAUACAGCCGUGUUGACCACUGGCUUAGAUCUCCUCGACCUGAGUGAACCAGUCUCUCAAACCCAAACCAAAGCCAAGAAGUCUGAGCCCUCAUCAAAAACCUCAUCCCUCAAGAAAAAGGCUGAUGGAUCUGACCUCAUUAGCACAGAUGCUGAGCAGAGAGGCCAGCCCCUCCGAGCCCCAGACACUUCAUCCUUAGAUUUAGACAUUCAAACACAAUUGGAAAAAUGGGAUGAUGUUAAGUUUCAUGGAGAUCGAAAUAGCAAGGGGCAUCCAAUGGCAGAGAGAAAGUCAUGUUCAUCUAGAACGGGAUCAAAAGAGCUCUUAUGGUCCUCUGAGCACAGAUCUCAACCAGAGCUGAGUGGUGGGAAAAGUGCCCUCAAUUCUGAGUCAGCUUCAGAGUUGGAAUUAGUGGCUCCAGCACAGGCUCGACUGACCAAAGAACAUCGCUGGGGAAGUGCAUUACUUUCUAGAAACCACUCCUUAGAAGAGGAAUUUGAAAGGGCAAAAGCAGCAGUGGAG